This is a messenger RNA of Phycodurus eques (leafy seadragon), 2424 nucleotides long. RefSeq names its product LIM domain only 3 (gene lmo3). Gene Ontology annotation, biological process: positive regulation of transcription by RNA polymerase II. NCBI's taxonomy places the organism in Eukaryota, Metazoa, Chordata, Actinopteri, Syngnathiformes, Syngnathidae. The transcript has 4 exons. Gene Ontology annotation, molecular function: transcription coactivator activity; DNA-binding transcription factor binding. Bases 192 to 629 code for a protein of 145 amino acids. Gene Ontology annotation, cellular component: nucleus. The record is from RefSeq and is a predicted model, not a curated record.
CGCCGGCUCCACUUGGAGAGAAAAACCAGACGGCGGAAGACCGAGAGGAGAGAGGAGUUAAUACGGACGCCGGAGAACUUGAGGACAUUUCGUUGCGUGACUUUCUAUCCCCUGCGCCGAUUGGAAGUGACGAAGUUGGACGGUGAAGAUUUGGAUUUUGGACGCCACUGUCUCCACUUCAAGGUAUACAAAUGCUUUCCGUCCAGCCGGACACGAAGCCAAAAGGCUGUGCCGGCUGCAACCGGAAGAUCAAGGACCGCUACCUGCUGAAGGCCCUCGAUAAGUACUGGCACGAAGACUGCCUCAAGUGCGCCUGCUGCGACUGCAGGCUGGGCGAGGUGGGCUCCACGCUCUACACCAAAGCCAACCUCAUCCUCUGCCGGAGAGACUACUUACGGUUGUUUGGUGUGACGGGGAACUGUGCAGCCUGCAGCAAGCUAAUUCCAGCCUUCGAGAUGGUCAUGAGAGCCAAAGAGAACGUCUACCACCUAGACUGCUUCGCGUGCCAGCUCUGCAAUCAAAGGUUUUGUGUGGGAGACAAGUUCUUCCUGAAGAACAACAUGAUCCUGUGCCAGACUGACUACGAGGAGGGCCUGAUGAAAGAGGGCUACGCUCCCCAGGUCCGCUGACCCUCGUAAGAGGGGGGCGGGGGAACGAAAAGGAGAUGGAAGACAGGAGUGGGAGAAGACUGAUGGAAAGCUUGCAAUCACACAAGAAAAAGCACUAUUGCUUCCUGUCCAACUCCUGUCCCCCACGUGUACAUAAUGAAGCCUAACCUGGAAGGGGAGGUACUCUACUGUACAGAAUAGCCAUAGAGACUGCAGCAUAGCAGGCAGCGGCCCUGGAAUCGGUAAAAUAAGGUUUUGUUUGUUUGUGACUGACAAGUGCUGCCUCUUUCCUCUUGGCAAACAAAAACACUGGCCUCAGAAAAUCCCAAAGCAAGUUGUUGGACAGAUAUUUACAUACUUUCAUGUAUCACCUUUUACGACAAGGACUGUGAGGUCCAACUACUUGAAUCGAAAACACACAGAGGUAUUGUCAAUCAGUGUAUCUUUGGGAUAAACACCUUUUUACUGGAUGUUGUAAAGUGUAAACAGAGGAGCUUGAAAAAAAUAAUAAUUUAAUACUUGUGUGGGUGCGAGUGUGUGUGUGUGUCUGUGUGUGUGUGUGUGUGUGUGUGUGUGUGUGUGUGUGUGUGUGUAAAUCACUCUUCUUUUUUGAGGAGUUUUUUCUCAUGUAGUCUCGGUUUAGUCUGUUGAGUCUGAUCACAAAGAGUGUCGACCUCAACAUCAGUUUGAUCGGUAAUCACGUUUUUCAAUAUUCAUUAAUUCUGACAAUACGAUUGAUAUACAGUACUACUGUACAAAAGACUUAGGCAUUGUUGUGUAAAUUCUAAUUUUUACAAAACUGGAACAAUUUUGUAUGAGUGCUCACUUCGAUCUGCGCUACCUAGCCGCCUCUCGGGGCAGGAGAGGAGAGGUGGCAGUAAAACAGGCCAAAACCCAGAUGUCAAAGGCUAAGGGGACAAGAAAGAACUUAUAAAAUAUUGCCGAUGAUCUAGAACUAUGAUAUAAAUGGACUAGUCCACCUCCCAGAAUCAGAAUGGCACCAAGUAGCUUCAUGACAACAACAGCAAAAACUGAAAUCUGCCAUUUUUAAGGCCUUGGCGAACUCCAUAUUGAGUGACACUGUCGCAGUCAACUACAAGUCACCUAAGACUUCUGCACAAUAUUUUGAAUUUAGCAACCAAUACUAAUAUUGAUAAAUGGGACACAGCCUUAUGGACUAGAGUAGUGCAUUGUUUUUCAAAGUAUGGGAGAGCGAGGUACCCCUCAGUGAGCAAACUGUGGGCUACAAAUAUUCUUGUUAAAAUCCCAUUUUGCUAAAAUGGAUUUUUCCUUGAACAAAGCAUGUGUGGUCUUUAUUUUUCUCAAGCUGCUUGUGCCUCACACUUGGAAAACCACUGUACUAGACUUUUGAGCAAAGUCUUGAUUCCAUUCCUUAAAUUCCCAUCUACUUCUAGCAGUAUUUGAUCGCCUGGAUUUGGAGUCACAUUUAUUAAACUUUGCAUUGGGCAGCUGGGGAAAUACAUAAUGGAGUCUGGUUCUUGUAGUCGUUGUACAGGUGUAUGGAAUGAUGUUGGCGGGUUUGGUUAACUUUCUGUAUAUUAUUUAUUGAAGCAGUUCUUGUCCUAAAUUUGGCACGGUUCAACACGCAAAUACUUGAAUGCAAUCCGCUCCCUACUUGCGGCCUCAUCACCUUGACCUCCACGUCUUGCUGUGCUCACAUUUCAUUCUUGACUUCAAAAUGUCCUCUGUAAAAUGUGGGUGUACAUACAAAAAAUAAUAAUAAUAAUUCCUUUUGCUUGCCUGUUGUACAAUUCUUUCUUUUUAUGUGUCAUCCAGCAUGAGAUGUUUAUUUUUA